This is a messenger RNA of Adineta steineri, 1161 nucleotides long. The record is from the annotation of a GenBank genome assembly. Lineage: Eukaryota; Metazoa; Rotifera; Eurotatoria; Adinetida; Adinetidae.
AUGAAAGAAGCUAUGAUUGAAUCUGGAGUUAAUGAUGAUGAAAUUGAUAAAGAUUCAGAUGAAGAAAAAGAAGAAAAGAAAAAAGCAGCAAAAAAACGUGCUGGUUAUGAAAACGAUGAAGAUUUUGAUAAUGUUGAUACUAAAAAGGAUGCAGAAUUUGCACCGGAUGACAUUGGUUCGGGUGGAAGUGACACGGAAGAAGAAGAAGAAGAUUAUAAUGAAGAUGAUGAAUCAAGUGAAGAUGAUUGGAAAGGUAAACAACGUCGAUCUUUACCAAAAAAGAAAACGAAUACAAAAUCUCAUCGUCGUAAAUCAAAAAAUAAAUCAGAUGAUGAAGAUGAUGAUGAUGAUGAUGACGAUGAUUCUCUUUCUGAUACGGAAUUAAAUAAUAUUCAAACAGCUAAUAGAACAAAAUCUGCAACAACAAAUGAUAAUGAUUUAAAUGAAAGUGGAAAUGAGGAUCGACGUCGAUCAUCACGAGCAACAACUCAAAGAAAUUAUGCUAAACAACAAGACUAUGAUAGUAAUGAUGAUGAUGAAGAUCUAGAAGAUUUAUAUGAAAAUGGUCGUCCACCACCAAGACGUAUGCGUUAUAAAAAACGACGCGGUAGUGAUGACUCAUUUGUUGAUGAUGAUGAUGAUUAUGAAAAAUUACAACGUAAACGUAAAAUAGUUAAAUAUGGUAAAUCAAUGUCACGAUCAAGUAUAACCGAUCAUUUAAAAAAUCUAGUCGAUGAAGAUGAAGAACCAACAGAGGGUAAACGUUCAGCAUCAUCAUCACAAGAAAGGACUCAGGAGGAUACUACAGAUGUUCCAAAACAACCAAAUAAAGUUCCAAAUCCAGAAUUUAAUGAACAACAACCAUCCGAUGAUGAUGAUUUUCCAGAUGAACAAGAAAUUUUUAAAGCGAAUGGUUUACUUAAAUUCCAAAAAACUUUAACUGCACCCAAACCUACUGGUUUUCGACCACCACCGUUUGGAGCUCCGACACAUUCAUAUCAACAUGCAAUCGUCGAUCCGACAGCACGUUUUGCAAUGAUUCGUCCACCAGUUCGACCAGCAAUAAAUAAUGGUUAUCCAUCCAAUGGACAUGAUCCUAAUCUAUCUGAAAAUCAACAACAACCGAGUGAAGUCAAUGGUCAUAUUGAACCAUCGUUAUGA